Raphanus sativus (radish) is the source of this 573-nucleotide messenger RNA. RefSeq lists its product as uncharacterized. The record is from RefSeq and is a predicted model, not a curated record. The coding region runs from base 1 to 573 and encodes 190 amino acids. The transcript has a single exon. NCBI's taxonomy places the organism in Eukaryota, Viridiplantae, Streptophyta, Magnoliopsida, Brassicales, Brassicaceae.
AUGGAAUCGGAACCCAAAGAUGAGAUGUCGGGGCAAGCGUAUUUGGAUGAGAUGCGAGAGAAUUAUAUACGCUUCAUGGAGGAGAACAGUCGGAAUAAGGUCAUCAACAGAAUCGAUGGAGGCGCGAAGAAGAGGGAGGAGGAGGCGGAGAUGAAUAUGCUUCGAAGGCGGAGAGAGAGGUUAAUGAGGCAUUUGAGGCGUAGGAGGAGGCAGACAGCCAAGAAGAAGAAGAAGAAGAAGAAGAAGCAAUCCAAAUCAGAGGAGUCAUUUACCAGUACUGACUCAGACGAGGAGAUGAACAUCUCCCUGGAGGAAGUGAAACGACUCAUGGAGAAUUUGAAUUCAACUUUGAAGUCUAAAGAGGUGUUCAUCAACAACACUAACAGUGUGAAGAUAGAGGAUUCCAAGGUGGAGGAGGAGAUGAAUAUCGCCACCGACGACGACGAGAACAUGUUCCCAAGGACUAGAGGGAGACUCGUGAGGUAUUUAAGGCGGCAGAGGUCCAAACCACAAGGCUCCUCCUCCUUCCAAAUCGACUUCCAUCAUCUCCAGCUGCCAUCCGACAACGAGUAG